AUGAAAAGCCCCACAUUUGGAGAUCCAAUAAAAGAUAAUCCAAUCUCACUAAAAGUUUCCAAAAUUUUACUUAAUCCAAUAGAUGAUACGAAAACUAAAGUAGCAUUAGAAGCUUUAUCUGAAUUCUAUAAUCAUGAUGAUAAUAAAAAUUCUAUGAUCGCUCGUAGAAAUUUAAGAGGUAAGAUCGAACAAAAAUCUAUUGAAACUAAUAGAAAAUUUUUAGAAAUUUUUGGUAAAAUUACGGAGCAAUUAGCGGUUAUUGAAUCAGAAGUUAAAGAUAUGAAUACUUUUUGUGAUGAAAUUGGAAAAAGUUUGGAAUCCGCAAAGAAACAAACGGCAGUAUUAUUAGAACAAAGUGAUGGCUUAAAAUCUCAAAGGGAAACGUGUAAAAUAAGGAAAAAUUUAAUAGAUGCAUUCUUAAAAAGGUUUACUCUCUCCGAAAAAGAAAUUCAUGUGUUAACAUCACCUGAUUCGGAGGUAGGAAUUGAAUUCUUUGAUGCUUUGAAGCAUUUACAACAAAUUCAUGGAGAUUGUGAUGCACUUUUAAUUACUGAAAAUCAAAGAGCCGGUUUGGAAAUUAUGGAAAGGAUGAAUGCUUGUCAAGAAACGGCGUUUGACAAAUUGUAUAGAUGGACACAAACUGAAACUAGAACUUUAGGUAGGGGAUCGUUGGAAGUACCAAAUAUAAUGAGAAAAGCACUGAAAGCUUUAAAACAGCGGCCUGUUCUUUUUCAGUCUUGCUUAGAAGAACUCGUUCACAUUCGACGAAAUUCCGUUUCUAGAGCCUUCAUGGAUGCUUUAAUAAGAGGAGGUCCUGGAGGAACUCCUAAACCUAUUGAGCUACAUUCGCAUGAUCCAUUACGUUAUGUUGGUGAUAUGUUGGCAUGGAUUCACCAAACUGUUGCCGGUGAAAGGGAAUUUUUAGAAGGAUUAUUUGAACCCAAGCUAGGCUUAAAUGGUGAAAUUACUCAAGAAGAAAAUUUAGUGAGAGAGAGUGAUGAUAUUAUUAUACAAGACUUGUUGGAUCGGGACCUUGAUGGAACUUGUCGACCACUUAUGACUCGUGUAGAACAAGUUAUUGGAUCUCAAAUUGGUGCUAUAACAGGAUAUAGAAUUUUAAAUUUGAUUCAAUUUUAUAAAAUUACCAUUGCAAGAAUUUUGGGUCCCAAUGCAAAUUUAUCCAAUACGCUUGAAAUUAUUACAGAAACUGCAUCCAGAGUGUUUUAUAAUACUUUAAAUACAAAAGCCGAACAAUUAUUGAGAUUUAUUCAAACCCCAAGUCCUGAUUUGUCCCCACCACCUGCAGUUAAAGAAGUUUUAUUACAAUUGAAAGCUAUAAUGACAUCAUAUGAGACCUCUUUAGUUACAGCAUCAGAAAGGGAAGCAGAUUUUAAAACAGUUUUGGAUGCAAUAUUAGAUCCUUUAUUUCAAAUGUGUGAAUUAGGUGCAAAAGAUUUAACUAGAUUUAAUCAAGCAAUUUACAUGGUGAAUUGUCUUCAUUAUGUUCAGUCCGCCUUAACCUUGUAUGAUUUCACACACGGUCGUGUUAUGGACAUUGAGAGAAGAAUCGAAGAAAAUUUGGAAAUCUUGGUUGAUGAACAGUAUAUAAAUCUCUUAAGACAAUCUGGAUUAAAACCAAUUGUACAAGCAAUAGAAACAAAGGAUGAAAAUACGCCAUUAUCACUCGUGCAUUAUAUGGAUCCAAAAUCAUUAACAAAUAUAAUGGCAAGAUUAGAUUCAUUUUUAUCAUUGACAGAUAGUGAUACCUUUAAACUCAAAGGUCAUCCAAAACCAUUAGUUAAAAAAGUUAAUCAAAGAGUAAGUAAGAUGUUUAUUGAAGCUUAUAGAAAAGUUAGCGAUGCUAUUAGAGAUCCAAAAAAUCGAUAUGAAUUUCCUAAUACAAUCUUGGUAAGAACGGUUGAUGAAGUGGAGGCCAUUUUAAUGAUAGAUUAA
This is a messenger RNA of Funneliformis caledonium, 1953 nucleotides long. NCBI's taxonomy places the organism in Eukaryota, Fungi, Glomeromycota, Glomeromycetes, Glomerales, Glomeraceae. The record is from the annotation of a GenBank genome assembly.